UAGAUAUCCACAACAGCCGCACCAAUCAGGAAUCAGGAUGAGUGAUGGAUAAUGAUUCUGCUUCCUGGGUCUAAUGCAGUAUUCACACCAGUGUGCCAGUGUUCAGUCGUACAUAGUCCCAAGAUGCAGCUAUAACACAGACAGCUCUCAGUACUUAAGGAUGUCUGCGAAGCUACUCUCUCUCUGCCUGCUGCUGGUUCUGUUGGUUCCCAGCUGGGCUGAAAAUCACACGUGUCUCACAUCAGCCUUCAACUGUGAAGAAUGCAUCCAGUCUGGCCCGAUGUGUGCUUGGUGCUCCACUGCCCCUAGCGCUAAUGUUCGCUGUCAUACCUCGAAAGGCCUGCGGAAUGCCGGCUGUCAUAAAAAUGACAUAUACAACCCUAAGGGCAGGGUGCAGGUUGUCAAGAAUGACAGCAGCACUGAGCCAGCAGAUACCAAGACCCUGUUCCUCCAGCCCCAGGAGCUCUCCCUCCACUUGAGGCCGGGUGUGAGCCAGUCCUUCCCUCUCACUAUCACCAUGCCUGCAGAACAGCCUCUCACAGAGCUGACUGUGGACACCAGCCCUGUGCCGGCGGGCAUCAACAUCACAUUCGCUAUCAUUGUGAAUGAAAACCCUGUGGUCAUACAGGUGACUGCUGAGGCUGCUCAGUGUCCCAGUGAGAGUGAUGACUCAGACCAGAAUCAGAACAGGACUGGGCCCUGGUCUGUCCACAUCACACCCCGAGGCUUUUCACUGAGUGUGAAGUUAGAGAUAACUUUAGAGUGUCAGUGUGACUGCAAGAAAAUCCCUGAGGAACGCAGCCCUGCCUGCAAUGGCCACGGGGCUCAUGUGUGUGGCCGGUGUAUGUGCUACGAUCCUUACGUGGGACAACAGUGCGAGAGGGAUCUUUUUGAGCGAGGUGAUGAAUACUGUCGCCCAGGCCCAAAUGACCCUUUGUGUAGCGGUAGAGGAGACUGUGUGGCGGGUUACUGUGAGUGCAAGAGGCGAGCAAACCCGGAAGAAAGGUACAGCGGACAAUACUGCGAGUGCAGCAACUUCGACUGUCCAUACCACAACGGCAGUAUAUGUGGAGGCCAUGGGAAGUGUGAAUGUGGGAGGUGCAUUUGUGAUGUCAGUUGGACCAACGAAUACUGCGGCUGCUCCCUGGAAACUGCUUCAUGUUUGGCAAGAAACAGGCAGCUGUGUAAUGGUAGAGGGAUUUGUGAAUGUGGAACAUGUAGAUGUAACGAUAACAAAUUCACAGGCCCGACCUGUGAGAACUGCCCUGUUUGUCCAGGCGUAUGUAUGGAGCACAGGGAGUGUGUGGAGUGUCGGGCGUUUGGGACUGGAGCACGGAAAGACAGGUGCGACAUAGAGUGUGCCUACUUCUACAUGACUAAGGUGAAGACCAGAGAUGAUGUCCAGAGAUUGAUGUCAGAGUUUCAGGGAGACCCUGUUGCACAUUGUAAAGAGAGAGACGAAGACGAUUGCUUCUUCUACUACAGCUACAUGGUAACGCCCUCUGGGAAAAAGGUGACUGUGGCGCAGAUUAAGGAGUGCUCUUAAUGGGGCUGAAAAGUGAAGUGCCUUAAACCUGCAUUGUUGCUAUUGGCCAACAGGGGGUAACUUCACUAGCUGCAAAAAGAACACCAGCCAAACAGAAGUUCACAAAGCAAUGGUUGACAUCACAGUUGCUACACCAGCUUCUUUGGUAUAGUCAAUGGGAAUGUUCUUGUGUACUGUAGAAGAGAUGAUGUGGCAGGGGAGAGGGGUGUGAUGACAGGUGUCCAAACGUUUUUUCCCCCUGACUGUAACGUAACUACUGGUCCAAGUCAGCCUCACGCUUUGAGUUUUAGUUCACUACAUAUUUUUUUUUUUUUUUUUGGUCCUAAAACCCUAAGUGCAUCUUAAUUGUUGUAAAAAAACAAGGUAUAUAAAAUAAUUUCCAACCUUUGAUACGGUGCCUUCAUGAGAAACCUUUUUUCCUGUCGUCAUUAUUUUACUGCACUGUGUCAUCCUCUCUGCGGCAUCAUGUCUAAUUUACACUCAGGCUAAAUACCUCCACUUUAAAAUGGAGUUGUAAUAAGGUCUACCUCAGCAGGAGAAGUAGAUGAAAUCUUGCUGCAGAACUAUGCCAUGAAAGACAAACUGUUACCAUAUCAGUGGUUUGCCUUGGAUUAUGGUCACAAAAUGUUUCCUGAUCAACAGCCAGAUCAAAGAUGAUCAAGAUUUGGUUGAGAACAGAAAGGUCACAAAGUGUGCACAAACAAAAGAAACAGAGCAUACCUCCAUUCGUAUGAUAAUGCAGUUGUUUCUAGGUAUGAGGCAAGUGCUGUGCUGAAAACGAAGGUCUCUGGCCUGAAGACUUAGCUCCUGGCAAAGCUCAGUUUUCUUUUUCUCUGUAAGAAAAAGAGAAACAAUUCAGUUGCAGUUACAGUUUACAUCCAUGUCCGUGAAAACAUGAAUGCUUCACGCAUUCAAGGUGGCCAAGAUUAGUCAUCAAUUUAGUACCUGACCAAAUGUCUCCCCUUUCGUUCCUGAGAUAUGAUUUUGUACGAUGGCUAGAAAAGUGUUUUUGCAGAACAUUAUGAUGUGACAAUGAAGUUGACCUUUGACCUUUUGGAUAUAAAAUGCCAUCACUUCAUCAUUACAUACUGUUAGACAUUUGUGUGAAAUUUUGUUAUAAUUAGCGUAAGAAUUAUUAAGAUAUGACCGACAACCAAAUUCUAAUCAGUUCAUUCUUAAGUCCAAGUGGAUGUUUGUACCAAAUUUGAGAAAUUCCUGCAUGGCCUUCUUAAGAGACUACAUUCACAAGAACGAGAUGAAUAAAAGGUCAUAUUGACCUUAUUUGGCCCGCAAAAUCUAAUCAGUUCUUCGUUGAAUCCAAUUGAACAUCUGUGCCAAAUUUAAGAAAUUCCCUCAAGGCGUUCUUGAGAUAUCGCAUUCACAAGAGUGAGACACAUGAGGUCCCAGUGACCUUUGACCACAAAAAUCAAAUGAGUUGAUUGUUGCGUCUGAGUGGACAGUUUGUGCCAAAUUGGAAGAAAUUCACUUAAAGCGUUCUUCAGGUAUCACAUUCACAAGAACAGGACAGACAACCCGAAAACAUUACUUUCGGCCAUGGCUAUCGAUGGCGCAGAGGCAAAAAAAAAGAAAAAAUGCUGUUGCAGGGAUGUAACAGCACGAGGGAGGUCAUGCAGCCCGUAAGAGAAUAGUCACAUCAGAGGUCAAGCCACAAGAAACACGGCAAUAGUGAGCAACAGUGUGCUGUAUGUCCAACUGUGCAUGGCACAAAUGACAAAGUAUAGUCCGAUGGCACAUGACAGUGCCUUCACUCUAGUUAGGGUGGUGACAUCACUGGAUAAUCAAUCAUCACUUUCACUGACAACCAUGAAUUUUGCUCCUCAAAUAAAAGACAGCAGAGAAGUAAAUUAAAGAUAAAUAAGAUUUAUUUCCUAACACUUACCAAAUGUUGUCACAUUUCCCUCUUGGUCGAAAUUCAUCUGUGAACGAAAUAAAAACGAAACUGAUCAA
Epinephelus moara (kelp grouper) is the source of this 3514-nucleotide messenger RNA. Its product is annotated as integrin beta-1-like. NCBI's taxonomy places the organism in Eukaryota, Metazoa, Chordata, Actinopteri, Perciformes, Serranidae. The transcript is spliced from 7 exons. The coding region runs from base 74 to 1546 and encodes 490 amino acids. Gene Ontology annotation, cellular component: focal adhesion; integrin complex; cell surface. The record is from RefSeq and is a predicted model, not a curated record. Gene Ontology annotation, molecular function: integrin binding. Gene Ontology annotation, biological process: cell-matrix adhesion; integrin-mediated signaling pathway; cell migration.